GGUUAAUUCUUUCUCAUGCGGUGGCAGCUUGUAGUCUCAAAAAUGCAGUUUGGAAAACAGAGCUAAACAUUUGUGUGAUGCGUCUUCUGACAUCUGGGGAAAAGAGAAUAACAUAAUUUGUAAAGUAUUAUACUCGAUGAGGGCACUGAUGGAGCUGUUAUUGCAAUAUUCUGCAGUUUAAUGAGCAAGUAUCAGUGGCUUUUUGGGCUAAUUCACAAAUUCUGAGAAAAAUAAGUGUUCCAGUUCCAAUAUAACAAAACCUGGAUUUAUUUUUGAUGCAACUGGGCAACUGGAGUCCUACAUGUUCAGGCAGCAUCAUGUUUCAAUUAUGUUCAGUUAUGUUAUAUUCCCCACAGUAAUUGCAUUAACAUUCAUUCCUUUUGCGUUACGAGCGAGGGUGGGAAGCGUGGUUUCAUUAAUGCAUAUGAGACACGUCUGUGCCAUCAGUGUUAUUUAUGGUCUAUGAUUCACUGUGGCAGAGCGGGGGUCGCAGUAAGCACAAGGUCUGCAGUUCAAAUGGCUUUGUUACAAGGUGUUUUCACAGCAGAUGCUUCCCAAGAACCUUUUGAGGAACUCUAGUAUUAAACCUAGGGGACUAAACCUAGUUCCUGUAGGAUAAUUCCAGGUGCCAAGAUGGGCCAGGGGGUUUGCAAGUCUACAAUCACUGAUUGGUCAAUUGUGGAUGCUUCUGCUUGUUGUUUGUUCCAAAUUUUCCCCUUACAAUAAACAACAAUUUCCUGUAGAACAAUAACUUCUGCCUCUCAGACCAGAACACACACAGCAUGGAAGUGCGACUUACUCUGGUCAUGAGUGUGUCCUUUCAAUACUGAAACGAAAAGCUCUUCCUCUGCGAGCCCAAUUUACUGUAAACAAUUUUCAACUUCUUGCAACUGUUUAUUCAUCUUCAGGGGUUGGGACAGGUGUCCAUUGUCCUCUACAAUUUAUUAUUUUCUUCAAAAAACUUACAAAUGUUCAUCCUGCUGUGCAGUUGUCAUUGUUGGGCAUCUUUGAGUGUUUUAAAAUGAGUUACUAGUAAAUAACAGAGGCACCUUCACUUUCAGUUAUCGAGGUGUAAUCCCAAAGCUGCUACAAAUUUGAGCAGUUUUGCAAAAAUGGGAAGUAAAGCUAAGGUAUGAAAACUCAAGCUGGUUCGCACGAUGACAGAAGUGUAACGACAAACCGCAAGAGAACAAACACAUGCAUGCAGGCAAAUGAUUGAAGAAACACAUGCAUGGAAUCCACAGAAGCCACACCGCUGAGACAAAUAUAUACACAGGAAGUGCCUCCUACUCCAUUGCCUCUACUUGCUAUGUCUCUCUCUCUCUCUCUCUGUCUCUCUCUCUCUCUCUCUCUCUCUCUCUCUCUCUCUCUCUCUCUCUCUCUCUCUCUCUCUCUCUGAACGUUACUCAUGGCAGUGUGUUGCUGAGCAGCAGCCAGUCGUGUUUUUCCCCUCGCCAAGCUCACUCUCUCUCUCUCAUCCUCUGCUCUGACUGUCUUGCACGCUCUCUUUGGCUCGGUGGACAGGCGAGACUCUCCUGCUCCUCUUCUCUUAUUGUCUGUUAUUUCAUUCCUCUUCUUUUAUCUGUUGCUUUUUUUCCCCAUUUCUCCCUCUUUCUCCUCUAACCCCUGUGCCAGGAGCAUUAGUGGGGGUCCCGGAGUGUGUGUUUGAGAGUGUGUGUGUGUGAGUGUGUGUGUGCUGGGGGGGGUUUGGCAUGGAAGCAGUGGCACUGUAUACGUUUCGUGCCACUGAGGGCGAUGAACUCAGUUUCAACAAAGGAGACUUACUUAAGAUCACCAACAUGGAGGAUGAUCCGAACUGGUACACAGCUGAGCUCCACAACAGAAAAGGCUUUGUGCCAAAAAACUACAUCAACCUGCGGCCACAUGCCUGGUUUGCCGGUCGUAUAUCUCGCGGGGUGGCAGAAAGUCGACUCAGGCACAGGGAGUGUGGAGCUUUUUUGGUCAGAGAGAGUGAGAGCGCUCCUGGGGAGUUUUCCAUGUCUGUCAGUUAUGGGGACCAUGUUCAGCACUUCAAGGUGCUGCAGGAUCGGUGUGCUCAGUACUACGUGUGGGAUGAACUCUUCUCCUCGCUGAAUGAGCUGGUGGAGUUCUACCAUAGCAACAGCAUUGCUAAGGAGAGGACUGUCUUUCUGAGGGACCCCGAGCACUUUGCCAGGCGUCCUCACCACGCCCACGCUCUCUUCGACUUCACCGGUCACCACCCCUCCCAGUUACGCUUCCUGCGUGGUGAUGUCAUUGAACUAAUUGACUGCUCUGAUUCGCUGCGCUGGAGGGGUCGUUGCCAUGGACGCGUAGGCUCCUUCCCCCCGGAGUAUGUCCAGCCCAUUUACCAACAAUGACCUGACAUGUCAAUCAAACACACAACCCGCAGUCUCAUCAGUGAGCUGUCUUGACCCCGUCCCCCUCACACUGCUCCCCUGCUCUUCACUUGCCCGUUUUUGGGGGUUUUCUUUUUUGUUUUUGGAGUGGACUGACGAGCUGCCACUGAACUGCUCAUUAUGUGACUGACUGCUCCCAUUUUACCUGUGAAGCCACCUGUCAAUCACAAGCCUUGCCCAAUCAGCUGCUACAGGCUCAUUCAUCGCUUCUACCUGAUUCCACAACUGCACUCUUCAAACAUGUAAAAAUAAAUAUUCCAGAUAUGGACCUAUACACUGUGGAGAACUCAUACUCACACACACACACACACACACACACACACACACACACACACACACACACACACACACACACACACACACACACACACACACACACACACACACACACACACACACACAGACAAACACACACACAGACAGAUAGACAGACAGACAAACACUCCCAGGCAUAAUCAUUUAUUACAGCUUAUCAGGACUGGUGCAGACUAAAUAAAGGCACCACACACACACACACACACACACCAACCUGAUGGAAAAUAGUGUGUGGCCCACGGGAGCUUGGGUUUUCUCCACUGUGGAUGAGUCAGGAUUUGCUCCAGUAUUUUACCGCUGUUCCAAUGAAGAGAUCUGGUCAGUUGAGCAGAGAAACACAGAGAGUCAUUGUGUGAAUAUUUGGGCCAGACACUCGGAGUAUACUGACACGGCAGAUUCCUCUCUCUCGCUCUCUGGGUUGGUGUGUGUGUGUUUGUGUUUAAGUGUGUGUGAAGGGGUUUGUGUAUAAAAUGUGAGUCUGAGUUGAGUGUGUUGUGUGCUAAUGAGAAAGUGAAUGCAUGUGUGUAAGAGUUUGGUGGGGUUGGUGUGUGUGUGUGUGUGUGUGUGUGAGUUUGUGUGUUUGUGUGUACACAGCCCUGUGCUCUUUGGACCAUGAAAUGAACACUGCACAGACACUGCUUAAAAUGUAAUGCUCGAUUCAAUUGUCCAUUUCAAUUUAUGGAUCAUUUCUUUCUUUCUAUGUAUUUAUUCUCAUUCAUGUAUAAUCUUAAAAACAUAUAUUGCAAGUAAAUAAGAUUGAACAUUGUAUAAAGGUUUUGUUUCAGUUUCAACAAAUAGAUUAAGAAAACCACAUUUUAUGUGAUUAACAGUAAGAACUUGGACUGGUCUUCCUUAACCUGUAAUGACAAAUCAUAUAAAUAAAGGGAGAA
This is a messenger RNA of Scomber scombrus (Atlantic mackerel), 3604 nucleotides long. RefSeq names its product GRB2 related adaptor protein a (gene grapa). Bases 1713 to 2360 code for a protein of 215 amino acids. The record is from RefSeq and is a predicted model, not a curated record. The transcript is spliced from 5 exons. Gene Ontology annotation, molecular function: protein binding. Lineage: Eukaryota; Metazoa; Chordata; Actinopteri; Scombriformes; Scombridae.